GCGCGGCCUCGUCCUACUGCCGACGAGGACAUUGACCCGUUUUAAAGUGUGGACUGUUAAAAUAAUUGUGGUUAGUUUUGGUGCAUUAAACUCGCACCAUGCCCGGUGUGGUUGAGAUUCCGACGUUGGAGGAAUUAAACGUCAAAGAGGUGAAUGUAUCGUCUGCUGUACUGAAGGCGGCUGCUCAUCACUUUGGCUCUCAAUGUGACAAGCCCAGCAAAGAGUUCAUGUUGUGCCGGUGGGAAGAGAAGGACCCUAGAAAGUGUUUGGAAGAAGGGAGGAAAGUCAAUGAGUGUGCUGUCAACUUCUUCAGGCAGAUAAAGGGAAACUGCGCUGAGUCCUUCACAGAUUAUUGGACCUGUCUGGAUUACUCUAACAUGGGUGAGCUGCGCCGCUGCCGUAAACAGCAGCAUGAGUUUGAUAACUGUGUGCUGGACAAACUGGGAUGGAAGAGACCUGAGCUUGGAGAACUGUCUAAAGUGACCAAGGUGCAAACCGCUCGACCCUUGCCUGAAAAUCCCUACCAUUCUAGACCAAGACCCGAGCCCAACACUCCAAUUGAGGCUGAACUACAACCGGCUAAGCAUGGCAGCCGCUUGUUCUUCUGGAACUGGUAAAAAGAGUCUACCACUGUCCUAUAAAUAGCAUGUUCUUCAUCUACAUGCUCCUGAUGGGACGUAAGACAGUGUGCCAAUGGUUGCGCUGUUAUCCUAAUGUGUUGUGUAGAAAUGUUUAUAAAUUUUGUUCUUCAAUUAAAAAGAUUUAAUUUAAA
This is a messenger RNA of Danio rerio (zebrafish), 772 nucleotides long. It is a transcript of the gene ndufa8, whose product is annotated as NADH:ubiquinone oxidoreductase subunit A8. Lineage: Eukaryota; Metazoa; Chordata; Actinopteri; Cypriniformes; Danionidae. Gene Ontology annotation, cellular component: mitochondrial inner membrane. The record is from RefSeq and is marked provisional. Gene Ontology annotation, biological process: mitochondrial electron transport, NADH to ubiquinone.